Messenger RNA from Osmia bicornis bicornis, 5392 nucleotides. RefSeq names its product muscarinic acetylcholine receptor gar-3-like. Gene Ontology annotation, cellular component: membrane. The transcript is spliced from 3 exons. NCBI's taxonomy places the organism in Eukaryota, Metazoa, Arthropoda, Insecta, Hymenoptera, Megachilidae. Bases 486 to 2663 code for a protein of 725 amino acids. Gene Ontology annotation, molecular function: alpha1-adrenergic receptor activity. Gene Ontology annotation, biological process: cell-cell signaling; adenylate cyclase-activating adrenergic receptor signaling pathway; phospholipase C-activating G protein-coupled receptor signaling pathway. The record is from RefSeq and is a predicted model, not a curated record.
AUCAGAGCGCAGCGAGUGGCGUCGAAUCGGGAGAGUUCGGGAUGGGACGAGGUAAGCACGAUUUGCUUGCUUCGUGAAUCUUGCAAUCCGCUUCAAUUCAGUCAGUUGAGAAAGAUCGCUUUUGGUGGAAUGUUGUGUUUCGACGCUGCAGUUUAUAUCUAUCGUAUAUAGGCAGCAUUAAGUAACUGUUUACCACAAAAAUCGGAACUUUCCAUUUCUCAAUACACGUAGAAUGGUAUACAAUUCGGUUAUACAUUCCGCACGGUGAUAUAUCGGUGGUGCGUAGAAAUUAUUUUCACCUACAUGAACGUGACGGUGCCAUUUCAUAAUUUAACACUUUCUUGUUCUUCGGGUCAGUGAAAUUAUUCGAAAAAGAGGAUAUAUCUCAGCUACAAAUCAUCAAAAACAUCCCUAAUAUAGAUGAAGUGAAUGUUCUUCAGGGGCAAGAAGUUUUGUUUGAAUUGUGUCGCAUCUAUUAUACAUGAAUGGUUGGAGAUUCGCCAGACAUCGUCGAAGAAGGAUCUAUCUCAGAUCUGGGAGAUCUAGAAGGAUGGUGGGAUAAUCAAGGAAUCGUGGCAUGGAGUUUCGUCCUUUUUGGAUGUUUCUUUCUAAAUUCCAUUCUUCUCUUGGCGUUUCUUAUACGCCCGUCGCUGCGGACCAUUUCCAACAGGUUUGUCAUGAACUUAACCGUGUCAAACCUGCUGGUAUGCGCCACCAUGAUCCCGUUAUUGAUCAUGGACGCAGCCUCAACCGCACCUAUAGUAGAUUCUACGUCCAUAGGUAGUAUCUGCACGAUAUCGGAGGGUGCGGUCGCCAUCGUGACAACAUCCUCUGUGCUCUCGGUCCUCUUGAUCGCAGUGGAUCAAUAUUUUGCUGUAGUGGAUCCAUUACGUUAUCGAGCUAGAGUGGACAAAUUGAAGGCUGGCAUCUUGAUCAUGUCCAUUUGGUUCAUCUCUAUAGUCUUCGGCUUCCUAGCGUUCUUCAACCCGAAUCCUCAGAGUCUCUGGUUAUCUUGCUGUUCAAGAAACAACAACUUUCUCGUCAAUAUCACUUCGUUAUCAUUCGACAAUGGAACUAGGGAAAUAAACGUCACCGAAUUACCUCAAGUAUUAAAUACCUCGGACAAUGGUAACUCAAUGUUGGAUACAUUGAUGGACAGCAGUACCAUUACUUAUGGUUUCAUCUACGCCAUUGUAUACAGCAUUUUCGUUUAUUUCAUCCCAUUCGUCGCCAUCUGUUGGAUCUACGUCAGUAUUUAUGUGGCUGCUCAUAGAAAUUCGGUGAGAACGAGGAAAAGUGGAUCGAGACCGAUACUCUCUUCGGCUAGCUUCACCGAGGAACAAAAUGGCCCGUCUAGAGUUCAGCGUCUGCAGACAGACACUAUCGAGGAUUUUCGUAAAUUGCCAAAAAUAUCCAGCCUCUCGUCGAUCGACGAGACCAGCGAAACCGUACAACCACCGGGACAAGGAUCUAGAAGACGUUCUUUUUCGUCGGCUCUGGAGAUUGAGAUUUCCUCCCCGCCGAUGGAUGACCAACCUUCAUCAGGAAUAGUGUUCACCGUUGGACUUCAACCUUUCCAGGUAUCCCCUCGCUGUUCGAAACAUUCGGAACCCACGGAUGAUCAAUUAAGCGAUUCUGCGAGUGAGAAAAACGAUCCUCAGGUAGAAGAGCAAACAGGAAAAUCUUGGAACUCGAGUUUCGUCAUCGACCAAACCGCCGAUUCGGAGGACGAGCUUCCUCCCGAGUGUUUUGACAACAAGCUGUCUUUAGAAAACAUGUCGAAUGAUGAUAAACAGGAUGACUUGGCAGCAACAGGACAUCUGCAGCCUGAAAUUGACCCGAAGACUCAAAGACCAACAGACAGUGGGAUAUUGAAGAACUUCUCGGAAGUGAAACCUCAUCGUAGAUUAUCCACCACUUUCGUUGAUAUAGAACCUAACCUUCCUGAUAACUCAACGGUGGUUAGCAACAAGACUGACAAAGACACCGGCACCGGUGCAGCAGAAUCAUCCUCCUGCCUCUUGACACCCAUAGUAACGAUAACACCUGCGACGAAUAAAAACGAAGCUCUUCAACGGGUGGCAAGCGUCAGGAGUACCUCUAGUUAUAUAAAUUCUCUAAAAGAUAGAAUCAGCAACGGGUCUAUAUUUAGGCACAGAGAAGAGGCAAGAGCGGCGAGAAUCAGCGCUGUGGUUAUAGUGAUGGGUUUGAUUUGUUGGUCACCGUAUGUGGUACUUUUGUUGACGAAGAAUUUACCUCGUUCCACUGGCCAACAUUUGCCCCACAAGUACGACGUGUUGGCCUCGAGCUUUUUCAUCUUGGCCGCUUAUAUCAGUCCUCUGUUGUUCGGUUACCGUUCGAAAAGAGUGAAAAGAGAGCUGAGACGGUUCUUCUGUUUCCGUAAAGAGCUCUCCUACAAGAACAACAGGAGCCUGAUGGCUAAGAAGGUGCUGAAAAGGAGGCACAGCAGCACCUUGAGUCACUUCGAGAUGGACCACAAGUAUAAUAUAUUUAACUGUGUUUAUGGGAGGAACCGGUGGCCCAAAGAAAAGGUUCAGUUCGUUCAAGUACCGGACACGGCGUUAGCUGUAGAGACAUGCAGAAGUAGCUUCUCCAGCGGUGCCAGUACUCAGAUCUCUAGCACCUCCACCGAGGAAUGUUGACCAGUAUCUGUUUCAUGUUACUGACACUGAGCCUUAUACUUAAUCGUGUUAAUCAAGUGUCUGACCAGAGUUACUUAUGAACAUACCAAAUGAAACUUUUUACAUUGAAUAUUGAGAAAUAUUCGGAUUAACCGUCUGUGUAAGUACUUGAUGGUUAGAAAGUAUUCGAUCAAACAGAAUUGUUUCGAUACGAGAAUAUACAUGUAUGUAGAUUUCUUUUAUUAUUUUAAGAAUUACGAUAGAUAAGGAUACUGUUAGGUUGUUGCAGAUAUGUAGUACGAAAAGUCUGACACAGUUUCAUGGUAUACCGAAUGUGAAGCUUAAACCUUGAUGAAAAUCACUGCAUAAAUGCUUCAUUAAUGCUCUUAAUAGAAGGUGGCUGUUUGCCAAACAGAUCAAAUGAUGAAUGAUUUCGAAACGUAUGAAGUCUGACAUAAAUUCAUGACAUAAAAGUAUUGUAAAAUGGCACUUGUGCUGGUACCAUUUUGAAGCUUGAAAUACAAUGAAAACGAGGGUAUUAAUAUUUUUUAUAGGAAAAUGGUUCAGAGUAAAAUCUGCAACAAUCGAGUAGUGUAUGAGUAUUUACACUUAAUUUUCUAUUUUUUUAACAGAAUUUUUCUAUGUUACUUAAUUAUCCUCUGAUGUAGGAGUUCUAAUGAAAAAUUAAGUACCAAAGAUACACUCUUUGUAUUCAAAAAAACUCAAGUAUUUAUUAUUUCAAUGAGAAAAAGGUUAGAGGUGACAGAAGAAAAUAGUUGUUUGGCUACAAUCUUUGUAACCAACACACCCGUCUGGCUGAAGGUUACUUUUGUGAUGGUAACAGACGUCACAGGUGACUUCUUUAUACACUUACUGACUAUUUUCAGAUACAUUUGAAACGAUGGCAGCCAGUCUUUCACUUUCAUUUCAUUGACAAAGAGAGUGGUUGCCAAGUUUGUGUAUUUUACAUUUGCCAAGAAAAAUCAGAGACCAUCGAGUAAUUACGCAAACUGCGAGGAUAGUUUAACACGUUCACUGUCGUAAGGGUAAUCGUUGAUCGACAGACGAUCAUCAUUUCCCAUAUGCUAGUGAACGUGUUCAAUACGUUCGGUUUCUUUCAAAAUUUCAUUAAAACCUCACGUGAUUUUCGCGGUUCGUUGACUAAUCGUACAUAUUUGCCGAGAUAAGACACGAAAAGAUGUUUAAAAAAAUCAAUAUUUACAAUUUAUCGAACGGAAUCGAUGAAUAUUUGCGAUGCGUUUAAAUGCAAAUUAAACCAAAAAAUUUGUUAAGUUAUUCUACAAAGUAACGUCACUUUCUUGAUUGAUUAAUAAUUAACAUAAAGAUGUUAGCUAUAAAUAUCGGUGGCUAUGAUUUUCAUGAAAAAAUUCCAAAUCUAUAGGAUGAUUUGACAAGAGUAGGUGUGAAAAAUGAUUUGUCUCCAAAAAUCAAUAUUAUUUUUCUGUAUACCUGAAUACAUGACAAUUUGAUUAGAUGGUAAUAAAAAGUAAAAAGAUGGCACUUGAAAGAAUGUAAAAAUAAUUCGUUUGGCAGUUCUAUAAAUAAGGAACAGUAAAAAAAAAAAAAAGGUGGUUGUGCAUAGAUGACACGCGGUCAUAUAUUUAUAGUUCAAUGUUUGUGUGAAAUAAGCUUCACAAACGUUUAUUCUCUUACUAUCUUUUUUUUUCUUCGUGAAAUUUCACUAGUAUUAAAUUACAUAUCUGUUAGGUUUAUUAGUCAGUGUCGACGAGGCUGUUUUAACGCGGUGACAUCGAUGUUUUGCACCGCAGCAUUUAUCGAAGCAGCAGAAUUAUACAGAACGUCUCAAGAAUAGUGUACAUUGAGUUGCAUUGAACUUGUCGCAGUGAAAUUGGCUACAAAUCGGCUCACGAACGCUGCGUGAAUGCGUUAGUGAAUUUGUAGCCAACUUCACUGCAACUCAUCGUAUACUAGGGAUGUUCGGGUAUCCGAUAUUACGGGCUCGGAAAAGAUCGGGCGGGCUCGGGCGGGUGUCCGAUAUUUCGGGUUCGGUCGGAUACAGUCGGGAUGAUUCGGACGAGCAUCCGCGGCCCGCGAUCCAACUCUCAUGUACUUAUUAAUACUUGCAAUAAGCAUGUGCAAAAUUUGUUUUAUAUGAAAUUUUGGAAUAAAAUAAUUUAAUAAUAAAAUAAUUUCGGUGCUCGUCCGAAUCUGCCCGACUGUACCCGACCGAACCCGAAAUAGUCGGGCUACCCGACUGCGCGCAUGUAUCGGACGCACGCCCGAACCCAUCCGAUGUUUUCCGAACCGACCCGACUAGUCGGGAACCCGACAAUGUAGUACGUGGUGGAAAUGUUGGGUUGUGAUUUUCUUUCAUAUCUAGGACGCAAUUUGUGAAACAGCUAAUGGAGUAAGGAAUCAGUUUCUAUAUUACCGUAGAUAAAUAUGAUUGGUAGUCACUUUAAGGUUAAAGGUUUAGUAUCUUUUUUUUUUUGAAACGUCCUGUACAUACGUACGAACAACCAGGAGACUGUAACUGCUUUGAUUACACUUUCAACAUAGCAACACUUGAAUAAGCUAUUUAUUGAUACAUACCUAUCAAAGUAUUUUUUUUUUCCCCCAUAAGUACAUACGUCGAUUAAUGUAAAUAUGUACACAACGUAUCUCUCAUGACGAAUCUUAUACCUUGAAGUGUCAAGGAUGCUAUCCACUCCUCCUCCAUCGCUAUCUAUUUUGUACAUUACAAAUAAAGGAUACUUUUCUCUUUUUUA